Molecule: messenger RNA, 2322 nt
Organism: Arachis duranensis
Lineage: Eukaryota; Viridiplantae; Streptophyta; Magnoliopsida; Fabales; Fabaceae
Product: protein FAR1-RELATED SEQUENCE 5
Exons: 6
Coding region: 660-2225 (521 amino acids)
Source: RefSeq, a predicted model, not a curated record
AUUAAAAUUUCAGAAAAUUGAAAGUGAUACCCAGAAGCCAUUGUUGCAACCAUAAUCUUAGUUUUAUGGUCGGAAGUUUUGAAGAGAUGUUAAGUGAAAACUGGUAGCAGAAUACAUUCGAAGGUACAUUAAAAACUAUAGCCCACUUGUUGAAAUAUCUGUCGAAAUUGGGGGAUGUGAAACCAAGACAGUUGGGGUUAGGGUAUGAAAAGGAGAUGAAGAGAGAGCCGAUGAUCUUCAAUGCAACUCAUGGAAGAUUAUGAAUUUACUAUACUAUGAUACCUGUGGCUUUGUCAUUGUGACAGAUCUUAUAUUACAACAGAAGAAGAAGAACAAGAGUGAAUUUGAAUUUUUCUUUGUGCCUUGCCGACAUUGAUAAUUACAUGAACUAUCUACCCACAAUGAAGCUUACAAAUUUGAUAAAAAUUGUAUUCCAGUAUUGAUUGCGCUCCGCAGGCUCCAUUAACUGUUGUGAUAGUCAUGGAAGAUUAUUAGUUUAUUAUACUUGAAGAAGAAGAACAAGAGUGAAUUCGAAUUUUUGUUUGUGCCUUGCCGACAUUGAUAAUGACAUGAACCAUCUACCACAAUGAAGCUUACAAAUUUGAUAAAAAUUGUACUGCAGUAUUGAUUGUCAUAUGUAGGCUCCAUUAAUUGUUGUGAUGGCCCAAGCAGGGGAGGAAGCCUACUUUAACCAUAAUGACGUCUCUCUUGAGGGUGAAGCCCUGCCAAGUUAUUUACCUGACCAUGGAAAUGAGUUUUGUGAUGAUGGAAGUUACUUUUGUGAUGCUGAAGAACCUUUAAGCGAUGAAGGCAUGGACGUGGAUUCUGAAGCUGAAGAUUUCUCUGAUGAUAACUUCUAUGAGAACUGGGAUGGCAGGUCAAUUGAUGGUAUUGCUGACGUUGGUAGUCUUAACUUGAAGUCAUUAACAGUGGAUGAGAUUAAGCUGCUACAUUUCCCAGAUCUUAAUGUCGCGUUCUCUUUCUACAAUUUUUAUGCUAAAAUGAACGGGUUUUCUGCAAGGAGGAGCAAGUUGAGGCGCAAUGUUAACGGUGAUGUCACACAACAGUCAUUUGUCUGCUUCAGACAGGGAUUUAGAGAGGUGAAAUCCUAUGACGAGAGCAGUCAACGUAAACGUGAGCCAAAACCGGAGACUAGAUGUGGAUGCCAGGCUGAGAUGCGUGUUCAUGUCCACAUAGAUACUGGGAGAUGGAUCGUAACAUAUUUCCAAGAAGUUCAUAACCACGAGAUGCUUGCUGAUGAAUUGACCUUCAUGCUUCCGGGACACAGGAAGAUGGAUGCCAGUGCAAUCGACCAAAUGAACAUGAUGUUGAAAGUUGGGAUAAAGACUCCUCAGAUUUAUGCAUCCUUUGUCAAUACAGCAGGGGGCUUCCAUAAUGUUCCAUUUUUAAAGAGAGACAUGUAUAACCAAAUAGACAAGCAACGAAGGCUCUUAGGUGGGGAUGCCAUGGCUUGCUUAAAGUUCUUGCAAUCAACGGCUAAAGACGAUUCCGGAAUGUUUGUUCGAUACUUGGCUGACAAGGAGGAUCGUUUGGUGCAUCUUUUUUGGUCUGACAAGUGUAGUCAAUUAGAUUAUCAUAUAUUUGGAGAUGUGUUGGCAUUUGAUGCGACAUAUAGGAAAAAUAAGUAUAUGUGUCCUCUAGUUGUGUUUUCUGGUGUUAAUCAUCAUAAUCAAACCAUUGUGUUUGCCGCUGCUCUUAUCUCAAAUGAGAAUGAGGAUACUUAUACCUGGUUAUUGCAACAAUUCUUGGAGUGCAUGAAUGGAAAAGCUCCUCAAUGUGUUAUCACGGAUGGUCACGGAGCCAUGAAGAAGGCCAUUGAAUCAGUGCUUCCUAGUGCCUACCACCGACUCUGUGCAUGGCACUUAAUUAGGAAUGCAACAGCCAACCUUGGGAACCCAACCUUCACGUCCGAGUUUAAGAGAUGCAUGCUUUUCGAUUAUGAGAUAUCAGAGUUCCAUGCUUUUACCUUUUUCUUCUUAUUCUUCUUACUGCCCAAACCCUCCGAACUAUUUUUCUUCUUGCUUCCUUCAAUUUCAUUGGCAACUUCUGGAGAAGCCUCGGUUGUGGGUGUUCCAAAGAUCGAAGCUUUCGACGUCUCCCUCUUGGAUAAUACUGGCAUUGUGGGCAGUAGAGUCAACAAGACUUUUGAGAGAAUGAGAAGAAGGAGAAGACGAAGAAGGAGCAUAAAAAAUUGUUUGCAUUAGAAAAAGAAGAAGAAGAACAAGAAGGGGCAUCAAAAACAACGAGGUUGAAUUUUUUUUUUUGGUCAAGAACGAAGUUGGAUUAAGAGGGCUUCUAAAA